Messenger RNA from Pestalotiopsis fici W106-1, 2544 nucleotides. RefSeq lists its product as uncharacterized. The record is from RefSeq and is a predicted model, not a curated record. Bases 1 to 2544 code for a protein of 847 amino acids. NCBI's taxonomy places the organism in Eukaryota, Fungi, Ascomycota, Sordariomycetes, Amphisphaeriales, Sporocadaceae. The transcript is spliced from 4 exons.
AUGUCUAUACUUGCCCAUCUUGUCAGCUACUUUGGCCUGUGGGCCUUGGGAAACCAACGAGGUAUCGCCGACGACAAGGCAAAAACACACGCAAACCUCCCUAGUCUAAAACUACCCUGGGGUACCUAUCAAGCAGAAGUGCUUUUAGGGGAUACGAAUCCGCAGCGAUUCAGUGCCCCAUCGUUUCCUUCUUGGACAAAUGCAUCCGCCCAACCCGUUAAAGAUGGCAGAAACUGUAUCCAAAUUGACCCCACUGCUCUGAACAGGCCUCCUGGCGGUGAAUCCCCUGUCGACGACCCAGCGGACCAAAUUGGCAGGCAAGAUGAAGACUGCUUAUUCCUGGACCUCUACGUCCCAAAAUCUGCCUUUGAGGAACAAACCAAGCCGAUGCCGGUUAUUGUAUGGCUUUAUGGAGGCGCUUUUGCUUUCGGAAGUAAGAAUCAGUUUGGGCCACUGUACACAGGUCAGUCUAUCGUGAGCGCCAGUCGGUACCAGACAAUCUUCGUGGCUGGAAAUUACCGCCUCGGGGCUUUCGGCUGGCUCGCGGGUAACUACUUGCAGAGGAACGGACAACCUAAUGCUGGGCUCUACGACCAGGCUUUACUGUUUGAAUGGAUACAGAAAUAUGUUGGAAGCGUUGGCGGUGAUAGCACCUCGGUCACUGCCUGGGGAGAGUCGGCCGGUGCUGGCUCUAUCUUGCACCAUCUCGUCCGUGAGGACGGUAGCAAGGACCCUACCUUCAAGACCUUCGCCGUGCAGAGCCCAGCGUUCGAAUGGGCCUGGGACAAUGCGCCUGACGGUAUGCUGGAUCGCGUCUAUCAGAACUUCUCCCAGCUAGCGGGCUGUGGCCUCUCCUACAAUAUCGACUGCCUCAGGACGUCUAAGAAUCUCACGGCCGCCAAUCAGAAACUGUUUGAGACCGUGAAGCAGACAGGGUUGUUUCCUGUGGGUCCAGCUGUAGACGGUAAAUGGGUUACGAGAAUUCCCACCCUGUCUUUUGCAAGUGGCAAAUAUUGGAAAACGAAUAUCAACGCUGCAAUAGUUUCACACUGUCAAAACGAGCCCGAGUCUUUCAUCCCGUCAUAUUUUACAUCCGAGAAAACAUUUGUCGACUUUUUGACGGUGUUCCUACCAGGAGCCAAGCCAGCAGCCCAGAGAGACAAAAUUUUCCAGCGGUAUAAUUGUGAAAGCAGGUUUCAAGGAAACUACCGAGACUGUGUCGCCACCGUCAUUCGCGACGCCUCUUUCACUUGCAACACUCGAGACUUAUUUACUGCUUUUCCCAAUCAGACACAUGCCAUGAGCUACGGCUUUCCCUUUUCACGUUAUGCCCGUCAUGCGAGCGACCUCGUUCCUCUUUUUGUUAAUAAUCAGAGUGAAGCUGUGGAACUACUGAAGAAGGUUGCGUCUUUGUCGGAUUGCCUUGCCGAAGAAUACGCCAAUUCACUGGUGAAUACAAAUGUCUCCAAGGCCUAUCAGACCUAUUUCGCAUCCUUCGCGCUGUCUAGUGGCGAUCCCAAUACUCUACCGCAACCACAGCUCCCCAAUUCCCCCGCUCCCAAGUGGACUGUAGCAAAUGGAUCGCUUGACUCCCUCACAAACGUUCUCAACGUACAGAUCCCUUUUACACAGCCCGCUUUCGUGGUAGACCGACCCGACUACCAAAACACGAAGAGCGCCUGUGUAUUUUGGACCAACCUGGCCCAGGAGAUUGUUGCCAAUGCAGAGACUCUGUCUACAGAGCCGAAUAUAAGACAGGUCUCAAACUGGGGGAACGAGUGGAGCGCUAUCUACCAUGUACCCGUAUAUUUGACUAUUCCCACCUGCGUUGGAUUUGAGGCCAGGGACUGCAGUAUUCCCGGAACAGUCAUUGUGACGCAAACACCUGCUGGCACCAUCACACAAACAACGACCGGCGACGUUGCAGGCACCUCAACGAUUCCUGGGGGCGGAACAACUUCGGGCACAGUCAUCGUAACCAGUAUACCUCUACCGACCUAUAGUUGUGAUGACAGCGGUUACAUGAUUCAAGAUCAAACCCUCUUCCGUAUCAAUUUGACCACUGGAUUCCAAACUGUUGUCAAUGCGCCCGUCGGAACAGGUCCAGUCAAUGCUGUUGGAUAUAACGUACUCGACAACUACAUCUAUGGCAUUGCUAACAACAGCGGAGUCAACCAGAUUAUACGUAUUGGUUCCAAUGGAGAUUAUGCGAUCUUGCCUAUAAUGCUUCCUGCCGGUACUUGGAAUGUUGGAGAUAUUGACGCACAAGGAGGAUUUUUUGUCUCUCAAUCUGGAAAGGCUUGGAUUGAAAUCGACCUAAACCCAAGCUCGGCUGAUUUUGGUGCAAUAGUAACCGCCGGCGACUCUACAGCUUCAUUGCCCGCCAACAAUAAAGCUGGGGUUUCGGAUUGGGUCUAUGUGCCCUCUGCAGGGCCAUACCUCUAUUCUAUAGCAAGUACACAGGUAAUUAAUGGAAUAUUGAACAUACCUUUUGAUAGUCAUUUCGUCGUACUAGAGCGACAAGCUCCAUGUCUUGCACCAUGA